CCCUGCGGUCAGCUGGUGCGCAUCACAUGACCGUCAUAAGGUUUUUUUCUCACUGGAAUAGGCGACGUCGUGCAGCAAAGCGAAAAUUUUCACCACCAUUUUUCGUUUGUAGUUUCAGUUCACUUUUCGUAAGCGGAUCCAGCGAGAUGUUGUGGAAAUCGCUGAUUGCGUUGUGCGUCAUUGGGGCCGCCUUGGCGGAGCAAACGCCCGUCUUUCUGUGGGGAGCCAACAGUGUGGCGAAGCCCUCCCUGAAGACCGUGCCCCAGGCGGAGUUCGCCGAGCAGUUGGCAACGUUGCUGGAAGAUCACAUGGUCGUGGCCUUCGAGGAAAAUGGCCUGAGCAGCAAGGACUUCCUGUGCUCCAACUCCCAGUCGCAGUCCUGCUACGCCCAGCUGCAGGGAGUCAGCCCCAAGACCUACUACACCAGCGUGGAGAACCCCUCGGAGGCACUGCGUUCGGUGGCCGCCAAGCGAGAGCACAACACCAUCGAUGCCAGCGGAAAGCUGACCACCCCGGCCAAGUGCUCCGUGGGCACGGCCCUCUUCGUGAGCUUCGAGGACGCCGCCGAGAGCCGGGAGGCCAGCCUGGAGUCACAUGACGCCGCCAUCGCCGCUAUCAGCAAGCAGUUCGAGUGCAAGGUGGCUUAUCUCUACCUGGCCGCCCCCUCCACCGCCCCCGUGGUGCAGCGUCGCACCCGCCGUGACACGGCUGCCACCACCGGUGGAACCAUGUGGUACGUCGGCAACCAGUUUCAGAUGUUCUACACCGCCCUGCUCUACAACGGCAACCCUGUUACCGUCACCGGAAUCAAGGUCACCAACUCCUCCACCCCCUCUACCAAGUUCUCCGUUGAGCUGGCCACAAGUGAUGCCGCCAAGCCAAUCACCUUUGACAUUCUUUAUGAUGGCGGCUACUUUAGCGUGAGCAACCUGGCCUACGACGGCAGCAACUUCCGCUCCACCGGUGUGAAUGCCCCCACCACGUUCUCCUUCUCGUGCGGCAACCUCACCCUCGACUCGACGGCCGUCAACAACAUGUACAACACCCUGAGCUUCAAGUCCCUGCAGCUGCAGGCUCCCUUCGAUGCCACCUACAAGGAUAACUUUGUCUUCGGCGAUUCCUGGGACUGCGUGGGCUUCGUGACGCCCGGCAUCCUGAUGGGUCUGUUCGUGGUCGCCCUCCUGCUGGUCAUCAUGUUCGUCGGCGUCUGCUGGAUGAUGGACAUCAACACGAUGGACCGCUUCGACGAUCCGAAGGGCAAGACCAUCACCAUCAACGCCGCCGCCGAUUAAGCGGGCUGGCUUCAUUAGUUCACACCUUAUUUGAUUGUUCAAUGCGCACUCAAUAUUCAUUCCUUUAUUCCUUCAGUCUAUCCACAUGUAUUUGUAAACGAAUCAAUACUUAAUACCGUAACCACAUAACACAUAACAUAUAACCGGGAAAUUAGUCCUCACAAUUUGUAUCGUAUCUGUAAUUUUCGCCGGCAAAGACCAGUUUUCGUUCAGCAUCAGUAGCGUGGCUGGUUCUUGUCGCCGAAAAUUGUCUGAGGUUUUGCUUGCACCGACUUGGCAUCCAGUAUUUCAUUUAGCAUAGCCCCUAAAUGUCGUAAAUCGAAGGAAUUAUAAAAAGACGCACAUGUGUGUGUACGAAGUUGUGUGUGUGUGUGUAUGCCCAUGGGCAGUGAAUCCAAUUUUGAAUAUAUCUAAGUGUUUUAUAGUUUCUUGUUUGGCGCAAAUAUGCGAGACUAAUUUAUGCCUCUGUAUGAUAGUUUGUCAUUUGUGCAACCCUCCUGCUCGCAGGCCCAACGAAAAUAAAGUUUUUUUCAAUUGUG
Molecule: messenger RNA, 1831 nt
Organism: Drosophila suzukii
Lineage: Eukaryota; Metazoa; Arthropoda; Insecta; Diptera; Drosophilidae
Gene: VhaAC45
Product: Vacuolar H[+] ATPase AC45 accessory subunit
Source: RefSeq, a predicted model, not a curated record